Cryptotermes secundus is the source of this 1900-nucleotide messenger RNA. RefSeq names its product hepatocyte growth factor-regulated tyrosine kinase substrate. Gene Ontology annotation, molecular function: phosphatidylinositol binding; metal ion binding; ubiquitin binding. NCBI's taxonomy places the organism in Eukaryota, Metazoa, Arthropoda, Insecta, Blattodea, Kalotermitidae. The record is from RefSeq and is a predicted model, not a curated record. Bases 5 to 1900 code for a protein of 631 amino acids. The transcript is spliced from 14 exons.
GUGCAUGACGUAUGUCCAUGUAACAUAUGAUCUCUUAUUAGUCGUUGUCAGGAGCGUCAGGAGUUUGUUAAUUGUGAGUUGUAUAAAACGCAGAAGAUACCGACAUUGUGUAAGAAUGUUUCGGUCUACAACGUCUAAUUUUGAUAAACUUUUGGAUAAAGCAACAAGUAACCUACGUUUGGAACCUGACUGGCCUGCAAUCCUGCAAAUUUGUGAUCUUAUACGACAGGGUGACGUUCAACCUAAAUAUGCUCUGGCUGCAAUCAAGAAAAAGCUAUACAAUGCAAAUCCACACAUUGCCAUGUUUGGAUUGCAGGUGCUGGAAUCGUGUGUCAAGCACUGUGGGAAUCCGAUACAUGAUGAAAUUGGGACAAAACAGUAUAUGGAGCAGUUGCGUGACCUUGUUAAAUCAACCUCCCAUGAUGAUGUCAAAAACAAGGUGCUCGAGCUGAUUCAGGCAUGGGCUUAUGCUUUCCGCAACAGUCCCAAAUACAGAGCGGUCCAGGACACUGUUAACAUCAUGAAGACUGAAGGCUGUAAGUUUCCAGCACUAAAGGAGAGUGAUGCAAUGUUCUCUGCAGACACAGCACCAGAGUGGGCUGAUGGAGAUGUUUGUCACCGUUGUAGAGUGCAGUUUGGCAUGAUGCAACGUAAGCAUCACUGUCGAGCAUGUGGCCAGGUUUUCUGUGCGCAGUGCUCCUCCAAGACGUCCACACUGCCCAAAUUUGGUAUUGAGAAAGAGGUGCGGGUAUGUGAAGCUUGUUUUGAGGCCUUCAACAAGGCAACACCAGCAACACAGAAAACGGAUGGAGAGUUACCAGCUGAGUAUGUGUCUAGCUCACUUGCACAGCAAAGCCAGAGUCCCCCACGUAAGUCAGAGGAUGAACUCAGAGAGGAGGAGGAGUUGCAGCUGGCACUGGCGUUGUCCAAGUCAGAGGCAGAACACAAGGAAAAAGAGAAAAAACGAACAACAUCCGCCAUGAUGUCUGGUCCCAGCAGUUCAAAUCGUGCCAAGCCCUACUCUCCUCCACCCACAGUUGAGAAUAUCAGUGGCAGUCCUAAUCUACAGCAGGUAGUACCAGAGGAUGAUGUAGACCCAGAACUUGCUCGCUACUUGAACCGUUCAUAUUGGGAGCAGCGUCAAUCAGAAGAGGCACAGCAGCAUGAAAAGCAACUUCAUCAUGUAUCAGAUCGAAAUGGGAGUAGGGUAGACAGUCCGUUGAGCCAGCAGCCUUCUGCACCUAUGUCCUCUACAACUCCUUCAAACAAACUUCAACAUCGUCAUGAAAAUGGGGAGACAGAUACAGAGAUGGAGGAGUUUGUUGCGACCUUGAAGAUGCAAGUUGAAAUCUUUGUCAACCGAAUGAAAUCCAAUUCAAGUAGAGGACGGAGCAUUGCAAAUGACAGCUCUGUCCAGACACUGUUCAUGAAUAUCACAGCAAUGCAUUCACGUCUCUUGAAGCACAUUCAGCAGCAGGAUGACAGCAGAGUUUAUUAUGAGGAACUGCAAGACAAACUGGCACAAGUGAAGGACGCCCGUGCAGCAUUGGAUGCUCUGAGGGAAGAGUAUCGUGAGAAACUGCGCCGCCAGGCUGAGGAAGCAGAGAGGAUCAGACAGAUGCAAAUGGCACACAAGCUGGAGAUUAUGCGCAAGAAAAAACAAGAAUACUUGCAAUAUCAACGCCAGCUUGCGCUUCAAAAAAUACAGGAACAGGAACGAGGCCAUGGGCCAGGAUUUGGGCCUGCAAGUACAGAUGGGUCACCUGUACAUGGAAGUCAGUACACAGCAGUGCCAGGGCCCAAUUCCUUUACUUCAUUACCACCUGCAACUACGAGUGCUGGACUUCCCGCUUACAGAGACUACUCAGGACUGUACUCUGUUCCCAGUGAGUAUAUGUGA